Molecule: messenger RNA, 399 nt
Organism: Salvelinus sp. IW2-2015
Lineage: Eukaryota; Metazoa; Chordata; Actinopteri; Salmoniformes; Salmonidae
Source: RefSeq, a predicted model, not a curated record
AUGUUCUCUCUGCUACUGCAGGGCAAGCGGUCCCAGAGUGCCAAGUCUACCCUGAAGCCUGCUGCUACUCACUGUAAUUUGCGUGUCCAGAAGACAGCGCAGUCUGGAGCGCGUGUUCUCUUUGGAGACAACCUUCGUCUGGACUGGGAUGGGCGGGGCCGUGUGCUGCUGAAGUUGGGGCCUGAAUGGGCUGGGCACACCUGCGGUCUCUGUGGCAACUACAACGGUAACCAAGGUGAUGACUUCAUGUCUGCUGCCGGGCUAGUGGAGUCGGGGCCACAGGCAUUUGGCCAAUCAUGGAGGAUCAACGGAGACUGUGACUCCACCCAUCGACAGGAUACUGACCCCUGCUCCCUCAACCCCAAGAGAGGAGUCUCGUUGCAGAUGAGCCUGGCCUGA